UCUUCUAACUUCCUCUCCUGUGACAGGCAGAUAAAUAUUAGAAAAACGAAAGCCCAGAAUGCUAAAGUUGCCAUUCUCACUUCCUCUCACCUCAUAACCUAGGACUGCAUUGAAUAUAGUAAUUGCUGUGGGGCACCGGUCAAGAGAGAAGAUACCAGCUUCUCAGACACUCUGCCCUGUCAGGUGGUGACAGCGAGAUAUGUUUUUACAAGGGCGCCCCAAGUCACAGAAAAUGCCAGGAUGACGCCUCGCUUUUGCCUGGCUGGGGCUCUGAUCCCAGCCAUGGCUUUCCUCUCCUGUCUCAGACCAGAAAGCUGGGAGCCGUGCAUGGAGGUGGUUCCUAACAUUACAUACCAGUGUAUGGGGCAGAAUCUCUCCAAGAUACCUGACAACAUUCCUUCCUCAACCAAGAACCUGGACCUCAGCUUUAACCCCCUGAAUGGCUUAGGCAGCCAAAGCUUCUCCAGUUUUCCAGAUCUGCAGGUGCUGGAUUUAUCCAGGUGUGAAAUUCAGAUGAUUGAAGAUGGUGCAUAUCAGGGCUUAAGUCAACUCUCUACCUUGAUAUUGACAGGAAACCCUAUCCGGAGUUUAGCCUUGGGAGCCUUUUCUGGGUUAUCAAGUUUAAAGAAGCUUGUGGCUGUAGAGACAAACCUGCUCUCUCUAGAGAACCUCCCUAUUGGGCAUCUCAUAACCUUGAAGGAACUCAGUGUAGCUCACAAUCUUAUCCAUUCCUUCAAGUUACCUGAAUAUUUUUCUAAUCUGACCAAACUGGAACACUUAGACCUUUCCAAUAACAAGAUUCAAGUUAUUCAUCAUAAAGACUUGCACGUUCUACGUGGAAAGCCCCUACACAACCUCUCUUUAGAUCUGUCCCUUAACCCAAUAGAUUUUAUUCAACCUGGUUCCUUUAAAGAAAUAAGGCUCCAUAAACUGACUUUGAGAAGUAAUUUUAAUAGCACGAAUGUAAUGAAAACUUGUAUUCAAGGUUUGGCUGGUUUAGAAGUCCAUCAGUUAGUUUUGGGAGAAUUUAAAAAUGAAAGGAACCUGGCAAGUUUUGACAAUUCUGCCUUGGAGGGAUUGUGCAGUGUGACCAUUGAAGAAUUCCGGUUAGCAUAUUUAGAUAACUUUUCAGGUGAUAUUGAUAACUUAUUUCAUUGUUUAGAAAAUGUUUCUGCAAUGUCUCUGGUGAGUUUAUAUAUUGAAAACCUUGAAGGACUUUCUAAAGAUUUCAAAUGGCAAACCUUAGAGCUAGUUAGGUGUAAAUGUCAACAUUUUUUCCAUUUGGCUCUCCCCUUUCUCAAAAAGAUGAUUUUUACUGACAACAGAGAUGUAAACAACAUGCCAAAAUUUCGAGUACCAAGCCUUGAGUUUCUUGAUCUCAGUGGAAAUGGCUUGAGUUUCAAGCAUUGCUGUUCUCAUACUGAUUUGGGGACAACCAGACUGAAGCAUUUAGAUCUGAGCUUCAAUGGUGUUAUUACCAUGAAUUCAAACUUCCUGGGUUUAGAAGAGCUGCUAUAUCUGGAUUUUCAGCAUUGCAAUUUGAAACAGACCAGUGAAUUUUCAGUAUUUUUAUCUCUUAACAAACUGGUUUACCUUGACAUUUCUUAUACUCAAAUCCGAAUUGCCUUUGAUGGCAUCUUUGAUGGCUUGAUCAGUCUCAAAACAUUAAAAAUGGCUGGCAAUUCUUUCAAGGGCAACAUGCUUUCAAAUAUCUUCAAAAACAUGACUAACUUGACUUUCCUGGACCUUUCUGACUGUCAGCUGGAAUAUGUAUCCCAGGGAGCAUUUGAUCAACUUCCUAGACUUCAGAUCCUAAAUAUGAGUCACAACCAAAUUGUAUUAUUAGAUACACUUCCUUAUGAACCUCUCCACGCCCUCCAAGUUCUAGAUUGUAGUUUCAAUCGUAUAGAAGGUUCCAUAGGGCAAGAACUACAUGUUCCAAGUAAUCUAUCUGCCUUAAAUCUUACUAAGAAUGACUUUGCUUGUAUUUGUAAGUACCAGAAUUUCCUGCAGUGGGUCAAGGACCAGAGGCAGCUGUUGGUGGAAGUUGAGCAAAUGGUAUGUGUAGCACCUUCAGUUAUGCAGGGCAUGCCAGUGCUGACAUUUAGAAAUUCCACCUGUCAAUUGAGCAAGACCAUCAUUAGUGUGUCCGUGCUCAGUGUGCUUGUGGUGUCCAUUAUAGUAGUUCUAGUCUAUAAGUUCUAUUUUCACCUGAUGCUUCUGGCUGGCUGUAAAACAUAUGGCAGAGGUGAAAGUACCUAUGAUGCCUUUGUUAUCUACUCGAGCCAUGACGAGGACUGGGUCAGAAAUGAGUUGGUGAAGAAUUUAGAAGAAGGGGUGCCCCCCUUUAAGCUCUGCCUUCACUACAGAGACUUUAUUCCUGGUGUGGCCAUUGCUGCCAACAUCAUCCAGGAAGGCUUCCACAAAAGCCGGAAGGUUAUUGUUGUGGUGUCUCAGCACUUUAUCCAGAGUCGCUGGUGUAUCUUUGAAUAUGAGAUUGCUCAGACCUGGCAGUUUCUAAGCAGCAGGGCUGGCAUCAUCUUCAUUGUGCUGCAGAAGCUGGAGAAGUCCCUGCUGCGACAGCAGGUAGAGCUGUAUCGUCUUCUCAGCAGGAACACUUACCUGGAGUGGGAGGACAGUGUCCUGGGGCGACACAUCUUUUGGAGAAGACUCAGAAAAGCUCUGCUGGAUGGAAAACCAUGGAAUCCAGAAGAAACAGUGGAUGCAGAAAACAACCAGCAAGAAGCAACAACUUCUACCUGAGUUGGAAAAAUAUCUUGAGUCAUGCCCACCCAAAUCCAACAUUCAUUCUGUCAACAAGUGUUACAUGCUGCAGGAUGCCAGACAAGUGAUUCAGCAGUGCACAAGAUGUACAGGACUGGGAAUCUCAUGGUGCUUACAGUGCCGAGGGGAUAAAUAUUGUGCAAAAGUUCAGAACUUUCAGGUAUUUGUUUUAACCAACCCAGUCAAAACUGAGAAAAUCAAUUGAAUGAGAACUAAGAGACUGAGUCUCAGUGAAAGCAGAAAGGGACAUUGCUCUUCAAAAGACUUCCCUAAGUCUUUUUAAUGGAAGCAGCACUGUGUAUUACAUUUUAAUCAGCUUAGAAGAGUUUUGGUAAUUUCACCAAAAUGGAUGCUUGCUCACUUUUCCCUUUUCUAUUGAAUACAAUUUAAGUUCUAGUUGAUGACUCAGAUGGCUUCUGAUUCAGGAUCCCCCUUUCAUUAGUCUUAUAAUUUCCUUAGUCUUAUAACUAAUUUAUAAGAAAACCUGAUUAGAACAUGCUCACUAACAUCCUGGUUGUUCCUUACUAUGUUCUAUUUAUUAAAAAAGAAUUCUUAAUAUAUAUUUUAUUUUUAUAAAUUCAGUUCUCAUUUUUAAUGUCUUGUCUAUGAAUUCACAUCAUAAAUAAACCUGAGACAUGCUGGAAAUAUUCAUAUUUAAAUGGUAUUGUUCAGACAAGUAUGGAAAAUAUACUCUGUCACUUUGUCACUUGAUGACAUUCUUAAAUUAUUACCUACUAAGUUAUGACUGUCAUGGAGGCAGUAUUAAAAUAAUCUGGUUGAGAGGGGCAUGUUUUUUAAUCAGGGGGAGAAGAGUUCAACUUCCUGGUUUUACAAGGAGCAAUUUGCAGUAGAGGCAGAAAGAGAAGUGGGAUAACUUCAGUAGGUUGUCUUCUUAAACAUGCAUUUGCAGAAGAUGCUACUUCUCAAGAUGAUUGUUGUUUAAUGGAAUGUUAGAUCCCUGCAGAGAGACAGAGUGCUGGGAUUCUUUCCCUGGCCCUACCCCCUUCCCUGACCCAUUGUCAAUCUGCUUGUGAAAUGAUUGAAGGUGACGGAGUAGACCUUGCUGCUUCCUGUUGGGUAUCACUUCCUGACCACAUUUAGGAAAGAGUAGAUCUUAUCAUUGAGAAAACAACAUGUAAUGUGGUUCAUGGUAAGGGGAGUUUCCAAAAAAGCAUACAAACUCUGUUUCCCUAGAAAUGGUAACAGGGAUGAAUCUUAUAGAAAUUAUAUAUAUAUAAUAUAUAUGACAUAUAUAUUAUAUAUAUAUAUAUAUAUAUAUUCAUAUCAAUGAAACCCCCAAAAUGAAUAAAAGGAGGGGGAAUUUAAAAUAGAAAAUAUGGAAAUUCCUUAAAGAAAAUAAAAAAUAGUCCAGGCAUGGUGGGAUAUCCCUGUAACCCUAGGAUUCAGAAGGCUGAGGUAGGAUGAUUGUGAGUUUGAGAUCAGUCUAGGCUGCAUAGUAAGACCCAGUCUCAAAAACAGUUUUCCAGAAUAGAACUACUAUAUGAUCUAGCAAUCCCACUCUGAGUUUGUACCCAAAAACUUUAGAAUUGCAAAAAGAUGUCUGUAUUUCUAUGUUCAUUGCAGCAAUAUGUAUAAUACCCAAGUUAGGGAAACAACUUAAAUGCCCAUUGACAGAUAAAUGGACAAAGAUGAUGUGACAUUUAUAUACAUUUUGAAUAUUACUCAGUUUUUAAAAAGAAGGAAAUCCUGCCAUUUGUGACAACAUGGAUAAACUUCAACACUCUUAUGCUUCAUGAAAUGAGCCAGUCACAGGAGGAAUAGAAAAUUUGGAAAUUGCAGAUGAGGUGAUCAAGGAGGGGAAGAAGUGACAUGUGGAGAAACAGAAGAGGAAGAAAACAUAGUCAUUAGGCCUAGGAUGGCCUCUUUGCCAUCAUUUAAAUGCUCUGGAUAUAAGUGAAAUGUAGGGCAAAACAAACAAACAAUAGAAAGCCUUAAAUUUGUGUAAUACCCUACAACUUGGAACAUAUUCACACAAUUAUAAUAUCAUGUUAGCCAGAAGCAGCAGAUCAACUGUUAAUUUCUCCAUUUUACUGUGUGAAACCUCAAGUUCAAUGAAGUAAAGUUACUUUCAAUUGUUCACAGACUAAGCAAGUGGCAAGGCUUGAAGUUGGGCCUCUUGCACACUAAGGAAAAUACUUUUCCAUUCCACCCCAUUGCUUCAUGCUUCAAGUUGGCAAAACAAGAAGUGAAACUCUUGCAGUUCUCUGUGUGGUUGACACUAGUUAGGGUUUUUCAACUUAAACCAUGAAUCAUUAAACAAAUACAUAUGCAUGUACAUAUUAUACACUGAAUGAUUUAUUUAUAACAUAUCUCUUUCCAUAAAGGAUUCAAGGAAGCUUCAAAUGAGGUAAAUAUGAGCAAUAAGGUUAACCAAUUAGAAGUGGAAAAUCUGGACAAAGAAGAGAAUGAGGAAAUAAGUUUUAGCGGAGUGUUUGCCAGUUUUAACUCCAGAGAGACUCUGGUAUUUUGGAUGGUGUGGCUGUUGAAUUCCAUAACUCAGAUUCACAGCUUACCAGCCCUGUGUACUGGUCUUCACUUCUCUGAGGGACUCGUUGCACUAAAUAUAAAAUGAGAGUAGGAUUAUUGGUGUAUAAGGUUAUUACAAAAAUCAAAGGUAGUAUUAUUUUUAACACAAAAGGCACUAUUCUUAGUGAUAUGUAUUCCUCUUGAUAAAAGAAGAGAAGCAUUGAAUGUUCAGGUUUCUCAAUGACAUCAUUUUUGUAAUUGCUCUUUUGCCAGCCUACCUGCCCGCAGGAGUUACUAUGACUAUAACUAGGCAGUUGCUUUUUGAUUUGGCUUCCAUUUACAGGUUGUCAAAUACAAACUUUCUUCUAGCAUUUCUAGAAAUCACUGCAGGUUAUGAGCCCUGCCCCCCAAAAAAAACCUCAUAAACUCCCUGGGUGUUCUGUGGAGCUGACAGUCAUAUCUGUUUAGUUUCUGCUUUCCCAGUGCUGAGCACCGUGCCUGACACACAGGCAACACUUGUUUGUUUGAGUAAUAGAUUAGCAAGAGCAGCACCAUCUCUGCAGGUAAUGUUGUCCUCUGUGCCUCCCAGCUAAUGUUCCAAGUCCCAGAUCAUUGUUCUCAACUUCACAUUCAGUUUCCAGGACUCUGAAGGUGGGUGACUUUCCCCUGUUCAUAAUGUGUACUAUGUUCUCAACAACUUCCUCCACUUUUUCCUUGACUCCCAAGUAUUCCAACACUUUGCAGAAGUGGGGAGAGGACUUCUCUUGCAAGAGUUAUCCUUAAUGGCUAUGGUAAGAACACUCUACUGUUUUAUGUAUGAUAUCUGAUUUAUAGUCUCAUGCCAUGCCAACUUGAUGACACUAAUAAUAUCACAUUUGGAAAGUAAGGUUCCAAUAUUUUCAGUAACAUAGCCAAAGUCACACUGGUACUAAAUGAUGGAGUUUGGAAUUAAGUCUAGUCUCAGACAUUAAAAGCCAGUUAGCUACACCACAUUGUUUCUGUAAUGCCUUCUUUCUGUUUUGUAGAGACUUGAAAGCUACCACUCUUUAUAUUUAUUUCCUCUUUGCUAAGACCAGGACCCAAAACUAGAACCCAGAUGUUAAGUUUGAACCAGAAGAUGGGUGUUAGACUGAAGUAGGAGUUGAGUAACAGAAUAUACAGUACUUGAAAUCAGCCAUUUCCUCUGUUAAUAUGGACUUAACCUCGACACUUCAGCUUUCUUUUCCAAUGUAAUAAAUUCUUUUUCACGAGGCUCCCACUUACACAAAAUGGACCAUAUUUGUCCAUCCAAAUGGAUUUUCUGAUAGGUCCAGCUCUUCUGUAUUUAUAGUAAUUUCCCAACAUUUUCACUUGGGGAUUUCUUCUGCCACAUGGUUUUAAAUAAGAAUGCCUUUUUCAUUGCCUUCAUUACAUGACAGAAAUGUGUCUUUGGAAAUCAAUUCAAUGAGGAGAUAAAUGUGGUACAGUCUGAGAAUAUCGACUAACAAUUCACAUUAAUACAAGGUUUAAAAAUUGGACAGACUGAAGUAGGAGCAGGAUGGUCUUGUGGGCUGAGUUCCCUGCUGUCUAAAUUUGACUAAAUUAGAGUAUCCAAAUAAUUGUAAGUCUGAGACUUAGAAAUUCAGCUUAGUACGUACAAUGCUAAUUAUCUAUUUUGCUAAUUGAAGAAGAACACAGAUGCUUUGAAAAUCAGGAGUGGCUGUAAAUCUUGACUCUAAAUUCCCAACAUGAGCUAUUCUAAUUGUCGUUACUAAAUAUAGGCAGUAAAAUAUUUUUUUAAUGAUACAGAGGCUUCCAUUAUAUAGCUCCACUCCAGCAAAUGCAGAGUAGAUUUGGAUUUGAGUUCUGUUCUGCCACAUCUUCACAAAUACAACUUUGGAAAAGUUUCUUAAUCUGUUUACUUUUAGUUUGUUUAUCUGAAUACUGAAAGUCCUAAGCAUUUCCAGUAUGUUAAGAGUGUUAUAAAGAUAAAACAGAGUGGUGAGGAGACACAGCACUGCUCUGAAUUUACCUUCUUAAAGGGGGUGUUAUGAGAAUAGGAAAAAUAACCAUCCCUCAGCCUACCUAGUACUCCCUAGUACCUCCCUACCACACCUAGCACCCUGUUAAUUUAUAAUGAAGUAGAAUUCUGGUGCAGUGCAAACAUCCCAGAGGGUGGAAACUGAGACCUGGUCUAGGUUCUGCACUUAACCUGUUUCAUCACAAGCAAGUCAUUCAAGUGCUUUGAGGCUCAGGUUUUAAUACAUAAAAUGGGUAAUAAUACCUUCUUGGCAGACUUUACUUAGUUAUAAUUCUAAUAGUAUCAGUACUUACAGUUAAUUUAUCAAUCAAUUUGCGAAAAGGAUUUUUGGGGAAUCAUAUUCAUUUAUUUUUGCCUCAUCAAUGAAUUAGGAGGAUACUAAAAUAUUUCCAGUUUACAGAUGAGGAGUUGGAAGCUUGGAGACCCCUCUCCAACACUCUGUGUUAUGUCCAACAUUACCUGCUAAUAAACAGUAGUACUGAGGCUAGGUUAUCAGUGCACUCUACUUAGCACCAGGAAUUCAAAACAUUGCAUAACACCAGGAGGUCUGCUCCACACCUCCUAUCUCACCAUUAUAAUUUUGGCUGAUAUUAACCAAACAAAAUUAUUAGUACUGUUAUCUACUUUAUUAGUGUUACAGAAAUAAAAGCCCCAGAAAUAUGCAGUGAAAAUGCACAUUACCAAAGAUCUUUAACAAUGGCACAUCAGGCCCAGUACAUGGACAUGAUGAUCUUUCUUUAAACAACAUACACUGCUCUAUCAUGUCGCUAGCUGGUCUGACUUCCUGAUGGGGAUCACAGACUUGUGAUUAAAUAAGAGGUUAUGGGGGAAGUUCCAAAAGCUGAGGACUUUCUAGAUGGUGAGAAUAGGAUUACACAUCCUAGGAUGCCAUUAUGGUAAUCAUUGAACUUUUCAGCUUAAAGUGAAAUUUGUGAAGUGGUUGACCAAAUGGAAUUAAAUACAUUGAGCACCGGCUGCUGCUCUUAUGUGAGUUCGGAACACUCUCUUCGUUUUAGCAAUGAGGAAAUGAAUGCUCAGAGAGGAUGGGUAACUUGUCUUAGGUCACACAGCUUACAAUGUGCUAAUCACAAUAACAGCUAAUAUUUUGUAAGCUUUUGGCACAUGCCUGGGAACUUGUGUACUGAUUCACUUAAUUGUUUAAAUGACCUGAUGCAAGUAUUGGUAGCUUUGCCAUUCUGUAGGUAAGAAAACUGAGGGCAAAAGGGUGGAUUGUCUAAUUGGAAGGAGCAGAAUCCAAGUUGGCCUGAUUCCCAAGAUGGCAUAUUUUGUACCACAAAACAACCCGCUGUGGUGUUCUGGGCUGUUCAGCAAGGGAUAGUCAAAGGAGUGUUUGAAGAAUAAUUUGUAUAAGGUCAAUAACUCCCAUACCAUCUAGAAAUUGAAAGUUUAAAAGGCAGAGUGUUCAACUUUCCUUGAUUUCUACAGAAAUAGAGAUGAUCCCUCCUGUGACAAUGCUAAGUGAUGAUUCUGAGUAUAAAUGUGCUUUUUGGCACAAACUGUCCUGUCCUAAUAGUCUUGAUUAUAAUUAUAAAAUAAUGGGUUUCUGAAAGGCUGCAAGCAGUUCUAGGAAUGACAAUAAAGGUUUAGAAACAACAUGGUGUUUAUGUGAGAAGUGUUUUGUUGAAAAUUAAACCCGUGUUUAGUAGAAAGGAUCGUGUUGUGUGCACCUAAGAAACUAUCUCAUCAUGUAAUUAAAUCAUAGCCAGCCAGUUGCCAAUUUGAGCUCUUGUCUCACACUAACAACACCCUAUCUCCCAUGUGGUAAGAAAGACAAGACUGACCUGAAAUAACCCAUCCUGACUCUUACUUACAGGCUCCCCAAAACCUUCCCCUAUCUUCCCAGGACCCUGGGAUGAGAUGUUGUGUGACCUGUCUUCUUCCUGAAACUCAACCUUGUCUGGAUAUUCUCUUUCCAUAGAAAAGAAUGAACUUUUUCUGCUUAGGGGAUUUCCUAAACUGAAAAGCAGGGGAAAGCACUAUAUGAAAUAAGUUUAAUGAAUUGUAAGAAGCUGCCUUGAUUUCAUUUCUUAGAAGGGUAACAAACAUCUCUCUUCAAAUAUUAGGCAAGACUGUUCUGUUCUAACAUCUUGAAGUUAGAUUAAGCUACUUAGUUUAAGUUGUUUUAUUGUGUUUCUUACUCUGUCUUAUCUGUCCUUUUUUUUCUCCCACCCUUUACUUGUAUUCUGUUUUUACCACCAACUUCAGGCAGCUUACAACUGAGAUCCUUUCAAUAGAACUAUUAAAAAUAGAAAUAUUUCAAGAUGAUAAAGUUUACCAGGCCCCAAAUGCUGACUUUCAAAAAAGGCUGGGCUUAAAAAUCACUUGAUGAUUUUGAUUCUAUCAUAUGUUUGUCUGUCUGUCUCUAUCUAGCUAUCUUUGUGAUGUUUCUUGCUAGAAAUUUUGAUGCAAAAUCAGUGUUUUUGCUUAAGGAUUGUAUAUUUUAAAUUGUUUUCCAAGUAAUUUUUAUGUACAGACAGAUAUGGGAAUGACUAUUUUAGUCAAAAAUGAAGCAAAAUCCUCCAUGGUUACUGGUUUUUGUUCUUGAGAUUUAUUAUUAAGAUUCAUGACAACCAAAGCAAGGUCAACAUGAUGGAAUAUAUGAUCAUUCUUGUUAAAGAAAAGUAUCUUUCUGAGCAAAUAAUUUCCCUUUCUUUACACUGAACGGUUGAUUCUUCUCUAUCCUAACAUUCCAGACUCAUUGGGAUGAGUCCUUUUGUUUGGACUUGGCUUCUUGUAUCCACUUAGAUGUUAUAAUCUGAUAAUUACUUGUCUCUUCUAGUUUCUACCUUGUAUGUUGUCAAUUUUUCUUCUUCAAUCCCCUGAGUAGCUGAGAUCUACCAUAAACUUAUACCAGAAAAAUAUCACUAUUUGCCCUGUACUCUCUGAAGCAUCUGUUGCCAAUUUUAUUUUUCUUGCUUUUCAAUCCAAAAUAAAUCAAAGUUUAAAUUAGCUUCCAUUUGCAAACUGAGUAUUCUGCUUGUCAUUGAUUAUGAGGAUUCAAAAAAAAGUGCCAUUCUCUGGAAAACUCAUGCUAUCCUGUGCAGACUUGCUAGAUAAUUGUCAGUCUUCCCAGGAAUCCCUUUUACAUUACCGUUGGCAGAAAAAUGUGGCAGUGAGCACUGAUGGUUAAAAUUCAGUAGUUUUGGACUUUAAGUUUGUAACCCUGAGUCUUGUAGCAGAGUCUAUUGUUCCCCAGUAGGAAAUACCUGCUGUAGAAACUUCCUACUCGCAAAGAAUAUUUUGAAAUUAAUGGCAGGGAUGAGUCUCUGCUAGUGUUAUGUUCAGUUCCUGUUUAAUCCUGCUGAGUCUUUUCUUCACAUCGGUCUUCAGCUGCAUUGGCUGUUUCUGAUCCAGACUUGAGAGACCAAUACUGUUAAGUGCAGGGCACAUCCCAGCAAUCAUAUGAAUAUUAAUUGCUGAGAUCAAGGAAGUAAGCAGAGGUGAAGUUGUGGGGUUCAAGGUACAGGUCUGCCAUAGGGCAUCCUUCCUGGAAUCAAGUAUCUCAUCUACAAAAUGUGAUACUGAAGUAAGAUCACUGUUUCCUGGGCUGUGCUGUGUUGGUAAAUGCGAUGACUUUGUGUAGUUGACAGUUGAGUGUAUUACCUUUAAUGUUUUUAUUUUCAUGGUUAGUUCUAUUUGUUAAGUUUUUAUCGAUAGGAAUCAAGUACCUAUUUUAAAAUGUAUUUACAUUUACAAUAAAAGCCUAUGAAGGGAAAAAGAAAACAGAGAACAAAAUGAAUUAUAUAAGAGAUGCAGAUGUGGAAAAAGUUUGAAGGUGCCAUAAGAAUUAUCAACUGGAAUGCAAUGAGUCAAAUAGCCAAUGAAUGUUGGGUCACCUCUCUGACAUUCUCGAUGUUCACUUCUCCAGGACUAUUUCAUUUGUAUAAAGUGCCAGGAUUGGAGUAAAUGUCCUUUCUAUCAAUUCUCUUCUAUGGUUAGAGGAGUAACUCCAUCAUGCAGAUGUCUGGCAUCCUUAAUAUGUGUUCAUAGCAUUUUAAACCUCAUGAUACUAUGCACAAAUAGGAGACUCAUUAAUCAAAUAUUGGCUUACAUGUAUUAAUAAUUUUCCCACUUUCUCUAAUUUCUGGAAAAGAUUCAACUUCAACUUACUUGAGCAGCAUGUGAAAAACUAUGGAAACAGUAGUUAAAGUGAUUGUAUGGCUGGUGCCAUCACUGACAGGCAUUUAACAAAGUCAAGUCCAUGGGUCCCAUUGUCGCAUGGUCUCCAUGUCUUUGUCUGUCAGAUGGGAAUGUCUAACAGCCAUUUCGCUGUCAGCUUUGAGAAUUAAAUUGGACAGGGAAUUCAAGAUAAAUUAGGGGAAUGCUAUCUAAAUAUAAGGAGUUAUUAUCAGACUGGGUUGAAAACCCCUUGCCCAUUGUAUUAUCCUGAGAAUCGCUUCCAUCUUUCCUGUGUAUGUGAAACACUUUUGAGUUAAUUUUAUAUGUCAUUUUUACAAGAUUCUCCUAUACUUUAGCAAUUUGUAUACUUGGCCAUUUUGAAUAAUAUUAAGAAAAUCGUAUUGAGAAAAAUACAAUUUUUCCGAAAUUUUCGGAAAAAUAUUUUCCGAAAUCCAAGCACUUAUUGCAAUUAUCCUUCUUAUUUCACACACUUGGCAUUUAACGUGAUAUCUCACAGGCUCCUACACUGCUAGCUAUGGAACCAUCAUUUGACCCCUGUGCCUCUCACCAUCUGUGAAUUCUCAUCAGCUCAGAGUAAACUUUGCAUUAAUUUCAAAAUCAGAGACUGGUGGAGGAAAAAAGAACCAGAGAGACCAAAGACCUCUGAUUCCUCUUUCCUCUGCUUUCUUUCUUAAAAUGCCAUCCAUGUUUGUCCCUUAUAUCAUUUUGGGACUGCUAUCACCCCUCCUCCAUAUGCCACUGCAAACAGCUAUAGAAAAUACACUCAGAGGCUAGGCUGCUAGAAUUCAAAUACACUUCCUCCCUGAAGCAGCAAGGUCAAUCCACUCCCUUCCUAAACUGUGGCAUCUGACUCUAAGUCAUUCUUCAUCUUUGCCUGCUUCACUCUUCUGUUUCUUCCCUACAGUCUAUAUUGGCUCCCAAAACAGUUCCAAGGAAAUCUUCUAAAUAUCCAAAGCUCAAUUCUAUCACCAUUCUAACCUGUGUACAUGUCACCAUCAUAUCCUUCCCUUCCUUUGCACUUUCUUGUUGGGCACUAUGUUGAUUCUUGCUUAUCUCUCUCUCUCUCUCUUUCUAUCUCUCUCUCUUUUUCCAUCUCUCUCCCCACUUUUGAGAAUCAGACAGAUCUGUGUUCUGAUCCAAAGUCUUACAGUAUCUGUCUUGUUUUCUUCAGCUGUAAAAUGGGGAUAAUAAUAUCUGCCUCUCAGAUAUUUUGACAGUUCAAUUCACUGAAGUAAAGUUCUCUUGUUCUUUUUUCUCCUGGAAAGUUUCCUCAUUUCACUCAUUCGACUGUCUAAUAUAUAGAGGAGCCACUUUGUUUGUAUCACACUAAGAUAAUAUAAAGAGGCAGAGAUAAACAGUGUCCCCAAAGUCCUUGUGGAAUUCAGAUUCAUUUUGGCAAGGAAUAUACACACACUUUAUGCCGACAUGUAGGAGUAGGGGCAAACAGAGAGAAGGCUUUACAGAGGAUGUGCCAAACAUUUUAAAGGAAUAGUACUACAGUUAGAUAAUAAAAGGGAAUUUCCAAAGAAUAGCAUGAAUAAAAAGGAUAAAUGUGAGAAAUAGCAAUUUGAAGAGCAUGUCCAUAGCCUAGAAUGAAAGAAAGAGAUAAUAUAGCUGAAAUAAUUAAUUGUGUAGAUGUUAAUAUUUAAUGGAAUCAACUGACUCUGACAAAGGCACUCAUGGCAACUGUGUGUUAAUUUGUGAAUUAGUAAAUGAAGGAUAGUAUAUCAAGUGAGUGCUUAUAUGAAGUGCUUAGCACUGUGCUAGGUACUAAGCAUUCAGUCAAGAAUACUAAUUCUUUUGUUAUGAGAUGGGAUGAUGUAAGCAGAAGAUAAUUUCUUAGCACUAAUUCUACUAGCUUUUUGGUUCCUAAGGUUUAGAAGGCCCAAGUUCUUGUCCUAGUCUUGAUAUGAACUUGUUGUGUAACCCAGAGGAAAUUAUAACUCAGGCUUAAAGUAAUAUGACUAAUUUGUUUUGCUUUAAACUCUUUCUGGGAAUUGAAAUGACUCCACCUUUUCAAAAAAAUAAGCAAGUGUCUUCAAAUGUUUCAACAUAAGAGCUGCAGAAUCACUGUUGCAAAGCAAACAUCUCAUUGGCUGUAAAGUUAUUGGCAGUUGUGUAACAGGAUUAUGUAAUUUGUCCUUCCCCUCUUUUUAUUCCAAAAUGUCAAAGAUUUAUGACAUGGCCACUUCUGCUUACCCAGAGUAGACAAUCCAGUUAAGUAGAAAUUAGCAGCUAUGACUCCAGCAAGCAGACGAUAUCCUUUGAAUGCAAAGUACUACAUCAGAUGUGAAAAAGGACCAAAGAGAAGAGAACAACUGCCUCCUACCGAAAGGACAUUCCAGUUAAUCUGCAGACACAAUGUGAAACCCCAGAAAAUAAAAUAUUCCAAAGAAUUCUGUAUGACAGGAACACUGUACAACAAACUUUAGCUGGCCUCCCCUGUCUCUGUCACUUAGCCUCUUGUUCUGCCUAUGUCUUGUGGAUAGUAAGAGGAAGACCGUGGAUCUGAGCCAGAUCUGCCUGGUCCUACUUCAUGAUACUAACUAGGUUUAAGGGAGACACCAGGAAAGUAUCAUUGGGUGGCAGAAAUAGAAAUAAAAUGAUAUACUAUUACUGAUAAUAAUAGGAAAGGAUCACAGUCCAGGCUGGCCUAGGCAUAAAGUGAGACCCUAUUUCAAAAUUAACCAAAGCAAAAAUGGCUG
Messenger RNA from Castor canadensis (American beaver), 14157 nucleotides. RefSeq names its product toll like receptor 4 (gene Tlr4). Gene Ontology annotation, cellular component: plasma membrane; lipopolysaccharide receptor complex. Gene Ontology annotation, biological process: toll-like receptor 4 signaling pathway; defense response to Gram-negative bacterium; inflammatory response. Gene Ontology annotation, molecular function: transmembrane signaling receptor activity; lipopolysaccharide binding; lipopolysaccharide immune receptor activity. The record is from RefSeq and is a predicted model, not a curated record. Lineage: Eukaryota; Metazoa; Chordata; Mammalia; Rodentia; Castoridae.